GGGGCCGAGCGCGCCGCAGCUCGAGCGCUCCGCGACACACCCACCUCCAUAUUAGGAGAGAGUGGCGAGUGGUGUAAAUGGGCUCCGCGGUACCGCAGUGAGCACAGCGGGGGACGACGGCGCGGUGACACCUCCACUUCCCACGGACACAGCCCUCUCUCCCAACUCGCGUUUAUUUACAGUAUGGAGGAAUUCUUACUACGUGCCAAAUCCAUGCUGGAGACCGGCUCUCAGUGGUCGAGAAUCCAUGCAGUUCUGGGAAGAGAUCAGGUGGAUGUCGACACUCUGGCCUCAUCCUUAGGCUAUGCGUAUUUCCUCAGCCAGAAGGAGCCCAGUGACUGCCUCUGUGUGCCCCUUGUGAAUCAGAGACGUUCAGAAUAUAGCCUACCAGAGCAGACACGUGCCUUUCUGCAGGAGGUCCGUGUGCCCGAGUCCACUCUGCUGUGGAGGGACGACGUAGACUUGGUCCAGCUCCACGCCACUGGACAACUCACAGUCACACUCCUGGGUGGUGAUUGGCUCAACAGGGGGGAGGCAAGCUCCCUGGCAUCAAGCGUCAUCAGAGUGAUCCAUCGCUCCGAGCGACAGGGACAUGGCGAGGGGGCGGUGCCGUUGACAGCCAUUGUCACCAGGGAGAUCCUCCAGGAGGCGUCGGAGCGGCUGUCAGCCCCCCUGGCCGGACUCCUCCGAGGUGAGGGCCACUGA
This is a messenger RNA of Scleropages formosus (Asian bonytongue), 705 nucleotides long. Its product is annotated as protein prune homolog 2-like. Lineage: Eukaryota; Metazoa; Chordata; Actinopteri; Osteoglossiformes; Osteoglossidae. The record is from RefSeq and is a predicted model, not a curated record. Gene Ontology annotation, cellular component: cytoplasm. The coding region runs from base 184 to 705 and encodes 173 amino acids. The transcript has 4 exons.